Messenger RNA from Phoenix dactylifera (date palm), 805 nucleotides. The record is from RefSeq and is a predicted model, not a curated record. Lineage: Eukaryota; Viridiplantae; Streptophyta; Magnoliopsida; Arecales; Arecaceae.
CUCAUCUUCACCUCUUCUUCUCAUCUUAGUUUCUACAUCAUUAUGGGAGAAGGAACCACCAGCCUCCCACCUGGUUUCCACUUCUUCCCUUCCGACCAAGAGCUCGUCGUCCAUUUCCUCCAACGCAAAGCGGCUCGCCUUCCAUGCAGGCCUGACAUCGUUCCUACCAUUGAUCUGCACUACUGUGAUCCAUGGGAUCUCAACGGUAAAGCUCUUCAAGGAGGCAGAUAUUGGUAUUUCUUCACCCAUAGGGCCCAAAACACGGAGACUGCCAAUGGCUACUGGAAACCCAUCGGCAUCGAGGAGUCCAUAACAAGCGGUGAUAUUAGUGUUGGCUUGAAAAGAACUCUCAUAUUUUACGUUGGAGAACCUCCCGAGGGGAUGAAAACCAAUUGGGUAAUGCAUGAAUAUCAUUUACUGGAUGGCGUUCUUAGUAGUUCCAGCAGUCGUGGUAGUAGCAGAAGGUCUCUCAAGAAGAGAAGCAUCACAAGAAUAGAACCCAACAAGUGGGUCAUAUGUCGAGUCUACGAGUCGAGCUGUGCUUCACAGAACUUCCAUGAUGAUGGGAUGGAGCUUUCAUGCUUGGAUGAAGUUUUCUUAUCAUUGGAUGAUCUUGAUGAAGUAAGCUUGCCAAACUAGACCGGAAUGCCUGCUUGGGCAAAGGCUGAUAGCUAGGAAACAAACCUCGCCAAUGUAUAAUUGCAAUCCUCUAGUUUGGCGUUAGCACUCUUUCAUAUUGUUGUCUCCAAUAACACUGGUAUUAAUGUGAAAGUACUUGGUUUCUUGAGAUCAUUCUAAGCGAUUC